AUGGUGGACGAGCGGGGAAGCUGCGAAGCACGAGAAGCAGAGAAGCGAAAGAAUGGCGGACACCACUGCUAUGAUUCCCGACGAUGUGUCGCCUCUGUUCUUCAGGGUGAGAAGCAGAGCAUUGACGAGCCAACAAACAGAGGAAAUCCCGCAGCUGCUGUGUAUUCCGCCCAAGCUCUGAAGAAACGACGUCGCAGCGGUCUUAAUCGGUCUUGA
Linum trigynum is the source of this 216-nucleotide messenger RNA. Lineage: Eukaryota; Viridiplantae; Streptophyta; Magnoliopsida; Malpighiales; Linaceae. The record is from the annotation of a GenBank genome assembly.